Uloborus diversus is the source of this 18718-nucleotide messenger RNA. Its product is annotated as MAM and LDL-receptor class A domain-containing protein 2-like. Gene Ontology annotation, molecular function: protein binding; nucleic acid binding; RNA-DNA hybrid ribonuclease activity. Gene Ontology annotation, cellular component: membrane. NCBI's taxonomy places the organism in Eukaryota, Metazoa, Arthropoda, Arachnida, Araneae, Uloboridae. The record is from RefSeq and is a predicted model, not a curated record.
AUGUGUGGUUUUACUCAAGAUUCACGAAACACUCAGGACUGGGACGUAGUGAAAGGUGAAGAUGAUGCUGUGAUGUACAAAUUUCCUGAUCAUACCAUGCAGUCUGCCGAAGGUAGUUUCUUGUACAUCGGUUUCAACGGCACCACAGACACCCGCCAUCGCUCUCGCAUUUACAGUACCAAGCGUGAGCCUUCUUCCACUCCCAGCUGCGUCACUUUCUACUACCACAUCUACAACGUGAGUAAACUGUCCUUGGACACUUACAUAUCCACUUCCGGAGGACUGUCAGAUCCUCAGUGGACAGCAACCAUCAGUCAAGGACUCUUGUGGCACGGGGCAAGAUUUGAAGCUAUUUCGAAGACGGUAUCUUGGCAGAUUAUGUUCGAGGUCAGCACAGAGAAAUACGGUUAUGGUCAAGUAGCUAUUGACGAUGUCUUCGUUGAAAGCGGGAAGUGUCCAGAUCCGGGCUAUUGUGAUUUUGAACAAGAAAACUGUUUAUGGGAAAAUGUUCGGCCACCUUACCAGCAGCAGAGCAAACAAAUUUUGGAAGGAUUGAGUGCUGACGUCCCCAAGGACUUGUUAACAGAUGAUUUUGAUUGGAAGAGGCACAUUGGAUACGAUUAUUUUGGACCACCCGAAGACCAUACACUUGGAUCGACACAAGGUUUCUAUGCAAUUCUCGACCCUCGCAACAAGAAGGUAAACCAGAAAGCAGUCAUGGUCUCCGAACGGCUCAUGUUCCCUAGCGCUGUGUGUCUCAAACUGUGGUAUGCCGUUCCCACUUAUAAGAACGGCGCCAGCCUGCAGGUGUUCAUGUCUACAGAUUUCAAGACGGCCGAUCAGAUCAAAUUGAUCAAGGACGCUCCAAAUGAAGACUGGAAGCAGGCGUUGAUAACCGUAGCACCAACACCCACCAUGGAUCUAAUGUUCUCGAACUUUUGGAUAUUCUUAGCUGGAUUCGUGGGAAACAACACUCUGGGCUACAUUGCGAUCGAUGACAUUUCAAUCGACGAAACUGUUUGUGAAGAUAACACGGAGCUUUUUGACUGCAAGAAUGGACAGCACGUGCUUAUUACGGACGUCUGCGACUUCCACGAAGACUGUGCCAACGGACUGGACGAAGCCAACUGCGCCGAUUGUGACUUCGAAACGAACAGCUGCGGAUGGUCAUCAAACCCAUCACAGUAUUACAGAUGGAUCCGCUCUCCAGCAGGAAGGGAAGGUCUCCCUUACGACCACACUAAAGAAGAUGCGACAGGUUAUUUCAUGAUUGCUUCUGCCACCCAGUACAUGUCCUACUACAACGCUGUGACCAAUUUGACGAGCGCUGUGCUGAGAAACUCUUUCUCUACGUGUUCAAUGGAAUUCUGGUACAACAUUAUGGGAAAUGCUACACUCACUGUCACCAUUUCAAGAAAUAACCGGCCAGUUGAAGUUUGGAUCGAAGAAUACAAGAGCACCCAAGUAUGGACACAAGCAGAAAUACUCGUCACUAGGAUCCCCAAUACGUUCCAGAUAAUUUUUGCAGCAAGCCGAAACAAACAGGAAUCUGUACACGUAGCAAUUGAUGAUGUUGUCACUCAGAAAUGCUUAGCCACACCCACGGACGGUGCUGAUCAGUGUGGAGAAGAACAAUUCAACUGCAAGAACUCUCGCUGCAUACCCAAGGAAAAUAUCUGUGAUUACACUGAUGACUGUGGUAACUUCCAAGACGAAAGGCAAGAAACUUGCGCUGCAGCCAUUGGAAGAUGCGGUUUCGACCGCUCAUUCUGCAACUGGAUUCAUGACGAAACUAUUACUGGAAGGUGGAUCCUGCAAGAUCCAUUCCCCUCCCUGGAGCAAGGACCAACCAGAGAUCACACCACAGGAACAGUACAAGGAAAAUUUUUGUACCUCGCCGGAAAAAUUCGUCGAAACCCCGCCAGAAUUUUUGGUCCUAUUCUUCAACCACAGGAAGGCUGCCAGCUCCGUUUCUUCGUCGACAUUCGCGGAGGAGGGCCUCUCUACCUGCAAGUCAAGACCAGGACAGAGUCCAAUGGAGAGGAGACCGUCGUCUGGACACGCGAGGAUCCCACCGAAGGUUUCUUUUUCGCUAAACAGACUGUCGACUUUGACUCGGAGACAAAAAGCUUCCAGGUCAUCAUUGAAGGGUCAAUUGAAAUUUACAAAGGAAAAGUCAACUACAUAGCACUAGAUGAUAUUUCUUUCAACCACAAAUGUGUUCCGCAGACAUUUCCUCUUCCCACUGUAGAACCCCAGCUGACGACACCAAUACCUGAAAAGCGUUGUGCAGAUAACGAGUUCACUUGCACCAGCAAAAGCCAAUGUAUCCCAAUGGAACAGAAGUGUGAUUUCAAAGUCGACUGUGACGACGGAUCUGACGAAGACCAUUGUGGAAAAUGUGAUUUCCAUCAGGAUAUGUGCGGCCUACUGAACACGGCAAAUAGCAACUACCAGUGGCGGAGGGUGCAGGCUGACGUCUUCGGUAUGCAGAAGAACUCUUCCGCCCCUGACAGGGAUAGUAGUGGAGAUUUGUUUGGUUUCUUUGCUGUUCUUUCAGGACAGAAAACUAAUAACGGUUUCAACGUCCCAACUGUAAUGAGAACACCAAUUCUAGGCGCAACAUCACAUACCUGCUCUUUGCAGUUCUUCUACCAUUUCAAUAUCAGAGAUGGUAGUGGCAUAUUUAUACAUACUCCUCAUGCCAACUUGACUCUUUGUCAGCGUAAUCCCGAUCACUGCUCCGUCUUUAGAAGUGAAUUGAUUGCAAUAGACCUUGGAAUAGAAGCUAUUCUUUCUGAGGAGGAUUAUGGUGACUUAUGGAUCUUGUCUGACAGCCGUAGUUUUCUCCACUAUCUUAGUUAUUGGCUUCUUGUUGGCCACAAGACCAGCAAAUCCAUACUACUUAAGUUAAAACUCAUUUCUCUAAAUCAUGAUGUUCAUUUGCAAUGGAUACCCUCUCAUGUGAACAUCCACGGGAACAAAAUGGCCGAUAAUCUUGCUAAGAUUGAAUACCAUGGCUACACUUAUUACAGCGCAGUGGCGAGACAAGUACAAGACAUAGCUAUUGACAACAUCAAUUAUGUGAACUGCGAUCCGAAUUAUAUCCAUGAAGGAAGCAUCAACUGCACUUUUGAUGUUGACGAAUGCGGAUGGUACCCAGACAACAACUUCACCGUCACAACCUGGCAAAGAGCAAAAACAUCCAUUGAGUACGGACCUAAAAACGAUCACACUGGAAAAGGAGGCUAUUUCAUGUAUCUCAAGGCGUCGUGGUACUACCGCAAAGGCGACAAGGCUCACCUCGUGGCUCCUCGUCAGAACGCGACUUCGGGGCGCUGCUUCAACUUCUGGUACCACAUGUUCGGGCAAGAUGUCGGAACCCUCAAUGUCAUCGUCAGAACGGACCAGGGCAACACCACCAUCUGGAGCAAAAGCGACUCGCAGGGCAACGCAUGGAAGCAGGGAAUGAGAACAGUCAAGAGCGACGAUCCAUAUUCGAUUGUGAUAGAAGGUAUCUUUGGGGCGUACGCCAAACCAGUAAUUGCCAUAGAUGAUGUCGAAAUGUAUGAAGGAAAAUGUCCUCAUGCAGUCGCUUGUGAUUUUGAAGCUGAUUAUUGCGAUUGGACGUAUUCAGGAUUUGAUCUGCAAGUGGCCAAAGGGAACAAUCCACCAAAAGAUCACACAACUGACACUGAAACAGAUGCCAUUUCCAGCAGUAAAGACCGACGCCAUGCACGGGAGCACCUGAUCUGCCUCGAUGUUCAGACAGUCCACAGCCUUCAUGGUAGUUAUGCAAAACUUACCGUCGAGAACGGAAGACUGAUUAGUCCCGAGUUGUACCUCUCGAAACCGGACUAUUGCCUGAAUUUCUGGUACUUCCUUGAGGGUGACAGAGACACUCAGCUGAAGGUGCAAAAAUGGAUACCUUUCGAAGAAGACUCGAAUCUGAAGUACGUAAACGUGUGGACGGAGGUCGCGGAAAUCAACAUGAAAGGGCAAUGGAUGCAUGCCACUGCUAAAAUUGAUGACAUUUCCAAAUCAGAUCUUUAUGUACAAUUUAACGGAUCUCGCAAAAAUGCGAGCAACGUAGUGGCCAUAGAUGACGUUUCUCUGGACGAAGGAACCUGUCCGCCCUACGGCAGUUGCACAUUCGAGAAGGACUUCUGCACUUGGCGGAACUUGCCCAGGCCUAUCAGCACGGGACUCAGGUGGUUGCGAAACUCUGGUAGCAUACCAGGCACCACAACAGGACCGAAGUUCGAUCACACCAUAGGAACAGCAGAAGGUUGGUACAUCUACAUGGACGGAAAUUUUGGCCAAACCGGUCAGAAGGCAGUAUUGGAAAGCGAAAUUCUUCAUUACGCCCCUACAGCAUGCUUCAAGUACUGGUACCACAUGUAUGGCUGGGGAUCCGGGUCUUUAGACGUAGUUAUUGUCAAUCACACCGACAAUAAAGUAUAUAAAGUAAUGAGCAUCAGUGGAAGCCAAGGAACUAACUGGUACAACGUCAAACGACCCGUCAAAGAUCUCCCACCUUCUUACAAGAUUCGAUUUAUUGGCACGAGAGGUCGCUUUGGGGAUCUGGCAUUAGAUGAUAUUCUUAUCCAAGAGGGAAACUGUGCCGAUCCUGUGACAACUAUUCCACCUCCCACGGAAUUACCACCAACCCCAUGGGACUGUGACUUUGAAACUGGUGACGAAUGCAGCUGGUCUGCAGGGGAUGCAUGGGUGAUUCAAGACGGAAGAAAAGGACUCAGGUCUGGAUAUGGACCAGGAAGAGACCACACCAGGGGAGAUGCACUGGGAUCCUAUGCUUACUACUACCCACAGAAUAACACAGGGAACGAUCUGGUUGGCCCCGAAAUACCCAUCGGAGAGAAUGACUACUGCUUUAAAUUUUGGUACUACAUGCACAGUUCGGUACCUAUCUCACUAGAAAUGCAUGUCAUACAAUAUGGCAACCCAGCGGGCCCGAUCUGGCUGAAAAAGACGAGCUCCGGCACUAAAUGGAAAUACGGAACUUUCUAUUUCCAAAAAUCUGUCAACAUGUCGAUGCUUUUCAAGGCAAAACAGACCAAAAUGGACGUCGGAGACAUUGCGCUGGACGACUUCUCCUUUAAUGUCGGUCGAUGUCCAAUCGUCAAGGGCAUUCCAUGUGAUUUCGAGUCUGAGGACAUCUGUGGCUUCCGAAAAUCUUCCCCAGAUAACGUAUCGUGGAAGAGAGUUCAAGCCAAAGCGGUACUUUCGGUCAGUCCAAUGGGACCAGUGACUGACAAGACAUACGGAACAGCCGAAGGUCACUACAUGCUAGUAAACCCUACCUUGGCGGCUCGUGUCCCGGGCGACAACGUGGCCCACCUGAUUAUGCUAGACGUUCCCCCAACCGGAGCUCUCCGAUCUUGCGUUCGGUUCUGGUACCAGAUGGCUGGAGCUAACGUCAUCGCUCUGUCCGUCUACAUGCGAGCGUCUGGGGGAAAUCUCCCCCAAUUUCCCAACUGGUCUCAUGGAAGUAAGCACGGAAACACCACUUGGCGUGUGGGGCAAUUAACGAUUGACGCUAACUACAAACAUGAGAUCGUGUUCGAGGCGAAAGUUGACAAAGGCACCGAUGGUUUCAUCGCUCUGGACGAGGUAGUAGUUAAAGAAGGACAAUGCCCACCCCCAGCAUCGUGCAAUUUUGAAGAUGACCUGUGCACGUGGCAGAAUGCAGAAGAUGGAGUGCAACUCGAAUGGGUGAGGAAUACAGGGUCCACACCGACUGACGGCACGGGCCCGGACGUCGACCACACCCUGGGCACUGAAUCUGGUUCUUACAUAUACCUGCAAGGCGGCAAUCCGGAAGGAGAUGUGAAUUUGAAAGGAAUCCUGCAAUCCGAAUUCCUCAGCUUAUCCACCGAAAGGUGUCUGUCAUUUUGGGCACACAUGAGUGGUAGCGAGAUGGGAACUCUGUCAGUGAACCUCUCGUAUUACGACGAAAACAAACUGAACAAGAUGAACCAGGAAUCGUGGAACAUCAUCGGGGAUCAAGGACCCAAGUGGUUCAACAGGCUCAUCAACCUCAACAUAGAUGGCUUGGAGAUCAUGGACGAAUACCAGAUUAUGUUCAUCGGUAUAACGAAGGGGAAUCUCAGUGACAUCGCUCUGGACGAUAUUGAGGUGACCCCACAGAAAUGCUACGAAAUACCCGACGACGGCUUCGAUUGCAGAGAUGGUAAAUUUGUCACUUCGGACAAAGUGUGCGACUUUGAGAAGGACUGCUCGACUGGCCAGGACGAAAUGAACUGCGGUGCAUGCGAUUUCGAACACGGAGAUUGUGGAUGGAGGGAUAUCACCAACAGGUGGUACGAGCCUUGGGUUUUGGCGAAAGGAAAAGAUGGCGAUACGGUCAAAGGCCCAGGAUAUGAUCACACAUACAACACUAGUGUCGGAUCCUUCAUGAUAGCAGACGCGAGCAACGUCUGGGGUUGGGAGACUUCGACAAUGCAGAGUCCCUCCGUGCAGUUCAAAAAAUCAUACGCUUCGUGCGUGAUGAAAUUCUAUUACAUCCACAACUCCGACUCUAGAGCAACUCUUCGAGUCAGAAAGAGACUGGAAAGCUCGACCGUGGGUUCUGUCUGGGAAAGAAUCGGCACCAGAGGGAACGGCUGGCAAUCGGGAACCGCCUAUCUUGGUGUAACAGAGAGGCCCUUCUUUGUCGAGUUCAUCGCGGAGAGUCCAGGUGGUAGAACAUACGUAGCGGUCGAUGACAUCACAUUCGAAAACUGCAGCAUGCCGGAGGUGAGGAAGUGCAACCGAAUGGAAUUCAAUUGUAAGAACACCAGGUGUGUCUCGAACUAUGUGCUGUGCGAUCGAACGGACGACUGCGGGGAUGGUUCGGACGAGGCACCAGCGAUAUGCUCCAAAUAUCCGAAGCCAUGCACUUUUGACAACUGGAACGACGACUGCGAAUGGAAGGUGAAAGGAAAAGCCAAGAACAAAUGGAUCGUCUAUGAUGCGACAUCGUCUAGAAACAAGAAUUCCGGCCCGUUAGUAGAUCACACCAAAGGCAUUGAUAACAGCGGACGUUUCCUGGGAGUAAAAAGGUACUAUGAGGACUUCAAAAACUACAGAUCUUACUACCACAGUCCGAACUACAAAAUAAGCGGGGCUUCAUACUGUGCGUUGAGGUUUUACUACUACAUGCACAACGACGCGGAAGAUGUAGAUCUAAAGGUGCACACAGAAACUGAACUUGAUGGCUGGAAUUGGAAAGAGAGAUUCUCCGAAAGGGGAUCGCUUGGACAGGUAUGGAGUAAGGCAGUGAUUGUGGUGCAGGGCGCAGAUCCAUUCCACUUUAUUCUUGAUGGAAAUCCCGGGAAUACUUCAGGCUCCAUAGUUGCUGUCGAUGAUAUCACCUUGUCAGAAGGUUGUAAAGAAUUCGAUGGUGAUCUUCCGACGCCAGCCUCUACGCCCUUGCCGACUGUUUCCUUGUGUACAGUAGAACAGUUCACAUGUAAAUACGGAUAUCCUUUCUGUAUUCCGAAGGAAAAGAAAUGUGAUUUCACUCCUGACUGCGAGGAUGGAUCCGACGAAGAGGGCUGUGGUCCUUGCAAAUUUUGGACUGAUUUUUGCGGUUGGGAUAACAGAAGCCCUGGAAAAUUUUCUUGGGGUCGAAAGAAUGCUUCAGCUUUAACUGAUUAUGGUCCUAAAGUCGAUUAUCUGAACUCAACACAAGGUUGGUAUGCGUACGUAACUGAAACCUGGUCUAGUUUCUACUCCGCAGCAGUUUUAGUAAGUCCACCUUUGCCUCCUACUUCGUCUCACUGUGUAAUGGCUUUCUGGUUGUACAGAUCCACAGAGAGUAGUGGUCAGUUUUAUAUUACUCACCAAGAUCCGUAUAACUAUUAUCAGUAUCGCCUGUGGAAUGCACCCACACCGACGAGUGAAUGGGUACGUCACGAAGUGAAAUUGAGGCAAAAUAAUAAUCGCGGAUCUCUCAUCAGAUUCAGCAGCUACCCUGACUGGAGAUACUACACAAAGGAAAAGAGGGUUGCACUGGAUGACAUUAGCUUCAUGAACUGUAACCCCAAGGAACUGCUUGUAGAUUGCGACUUUGACGACGAGAGUUUCAACGGCGGAAUGUGCCAUUGGUUGAAUGGCAAUGCCUAUUUACAAUGGAGACGCGGGAAUGGAUCUACCAGUACCAACUUUACUGGACCAACAUCUGACCAUACUACAGGGUAUGGUUACUAUCUUUACAUUGAAACUCAAUGGCGUCCCGGAUUCACAAUGGCAACUCUGAAUGGCCCUAAUCUCCCGUUGAAUAGCCCAGAAGGAAGUUGCUUCACGUUUUGGUACCACAUGUACGGACAGCAUGUAGGUACGCUCCAAGUCCUACAAAGCCUUUCAUUUGGAAAACUAAUAAAAUGGGCUAAAUCGAGAUCACAGGGUAACAAGUGGAAAUUGGCUGAGAUUCACAUUGUAUCAGAGAGAGACUACUAUCUAACAAUCUCUGCGAAUACAAUAGGGGGAUAUGAGAAUAACAUUGCGAUUGAUGAUCUAAAAAUGGUUGACGGACCUUGUCCUCAAACAUCAUACUGCGAUUUUGAAAAUGAUUUUUGUGGAUGGAAUGCUUCAUAUGAAGGUUCUACCGGAUGGAAUAGAACUCAGGGAAGUGGAAACUGGAGCGACCAAAAGCCAAUGACUGACCACAGUACAGGAACUGAGGAUGGUUACUUUAUUGUUCUUUCAUACAAACAAAAAGGAGAUUUAGCUAGAAUUGAAAGUCCAUUGUACAAAAAUUACGGAGAUAUGUGCGUUAACUUUUGGUACAGCAUGUUUGGAAACGAUAUUGGUUCACUUGCAGUUUAUCAAAGAACGAAACAAGAAGGCCGGAUUGAGAACCUAAGGAGCCUGUGGAAAAGAUCUGGAGACCACGUUGGUGGCUGGAAAAUAGGAAGAGUAACACUGAAUUCCCUACCAGAGUUUUUCAUAGCAAUAGAAGCUCAAACAUCAAUCGGACCGGUAGGCUAUAUUGCUCUAGAUGAUAUUCAUAUGAUUCACGGAAAGUGCUCAGAUCCAGCUUCGUGCAACUUUGAAAUUGAUACCUGUGGUUGGAUGAACUCAGAUGCUUUUGCUGACAUAGAUUGGAUUAGAAGGGCCGGAUUGGAUCAAAAUAUGGGAGAAGGACCGAUAGGAGACCACAGUUUAGGAAAUGUUCAAGGUCAUUAUAUGUAUGCAUAUAUAACAGGAUUACCAGCUGAAUCACAAUCUAUGCUAAUCAGCGAAGAUUUGGAAAUAGAUGAUUAUUGUUUGUCUUUUUGGUUCAACAUGUAUAACACAGUAAAUUCUUCUCUUUUGGUACAACAAGUUUUGAUAGGAAUGGGAUGGGAAGGAGUAAAAGAACAUGAAUCAUCUGAUGUGGAAUGUAAUGUGUGGGUAAAAUCAGAAACUAACAUUUCUGCAGAAGACGCCGGUGAUUUCUUCCAGAUAGGGCUGACAGCCAUGACAAGAACAGCUCAAGACAACUACACUAGCCGAGGUAUUGCUAUUGACGAUCUUUCAUUGAUAAGACAGAAAUGUGGAGAGCCAAUUACAACAACUACAAUGCCUCCAACUACUACAACUGCAUUCCCGCCAUCAACAUUCGACUGCACAUUUGAAACAGAUUUUUGCAAGUGGAAGAAUGACCAAGAUAAAUCUGACUCAGCAGAUUGGGAAAUAGUGACUGGACAUUCCAAUAGGGUACUGACGCGUCCACGCACGGACCACACCACUUUGUCUACUAGUGGAAAAUAUCUGACGAUCAAUGACGCAGGAAAAGAUUAUUACUUCUACCGAGCUAGAUUACUCAGCCAAAACGGUAUAAGCCCCAAUGAUGGAGGUGUUUGUUUCAAAUUCUGGUAUCACAUUUACGGCAAUAAUCCAGGAGAACUGUUUUUUAAAAUACAAGACUUCAACAAUGAAGAUAAAUCCGAAACAAUUUGGUCGAGGACCAAAUCGCGAGGACCUAACUGGAAAUAUGAGCAAAUAUAUAUCAUCAAGACAUACGCGUUCAGAUUUGUCUUCGAAGGCGACGGAACACAUUAUGGGGACAUUUCUCUGGAUGAUUUCUCUCUGAACUAUGGUAACUGCCCUCCCAGAGAUUUCUGCGAUGUGGAGCAGGAUUACUGUGGAUUCACGCGUGAUCCUGAAGGAGACUUCCAGUGGCACAGAGGAAACGGGUCAAAGACGAACGGUCCGGACAUCGAUCAUACCCUUGGGACAUCGCAAGGAAACUACUUCUACGUGAACAACUCCGCAGCCGUGGAGAAAGGCAAAGUGGCAAGAUUGGAAACUGGAGUUUUAUCGCCGGAGAAGAAGUGCAUGCAGUUCUUCUACUACUUGUAUGGCAUUGAUGUGGGCUCGUUGGAAGUUCUGGUUCACUACGGAGAUAUAAGGGAAAGCAAGUGGAAGGAAGAAGGAGACUACACGGAAUUUUGGCAUGGUUCAGAAGUUGUCUUGGAAAAAUCCUUACCCAUGGACUAUAGUUACGUCUUCCAGGUCACAGCCGGAAGCGCCUUCAGAAAUGGCACCAUAGCAAUCGACGACAUUUCCAUCCGCACUGAUUGUCCUUCUCUUGGCUCGUGCAACUUCGAGGAAAGCAUGUGCCUCUGGUCCAACGAUGUCGAGACUGAGCUGCAAUGGAUGCGUGGGAGUGGCGAAAUAACAGACUCCGCCCCUCCGAACGACACCACCAUCGGCACCCAAUUCGGGCACUACCUCUACGUGCACGUGGUCAAGAAGUGGGAAGCGCAGCCACGCCCCGCCCGCCUCUUUUCUCCCUAUUUCAGCAGCUCCGUGCUGACUCGAUGCAUCAACUACUGGAGCUUCAGAAACGGUACGGAGUUCGAUGGGGCGUUGACUUUAUCCGUCUAUGAUGACGCAGAAGACGAACUAACGGAGAUGCAGCACUUUGGUAGAGAAAACCUUGGGCGAUGGAUCAACGAACAGGUGCAGAUUGAUAGAAAGCCCAGUCAGGGUAAAUACGAAAUCAUCUUCGAGGCUGAGUUAGCACCAAGUGUCUUGUUUCUGAUUAAUAAUUUCAUUGCCAUUGACGACAUCGCAGUUACUGCUGCUGAUUGCGAGCCACUUGAGGAUCUUAAGCCAGACUUUUUAUGCGACAAUGGAAAAACUCGCAUACCAGACGACCGCAGAUGUGAUUUCUACGAAGACUGCGCAGACGGCACCGACGAAAAGUACUGCGGAACUGAUUGUGAUUUUGAGACUGUGGAGCCCGAUCCGUGCUAUUGGACUAACGUGCCGGGAGAAGACGCUGUUUGGAACCAGACACUGGCGAAUGCUACUCAAGAACCGGAAUCGGACCACACCAAGAACAACCCCGGCGAAGGUCGCUUCAUGAUGAUGAAUUUCAACAGGCGAUUCGUAUACAACGCUCAAGCCUACUUCAUGAGUCCGGCCUUGAUUCAAUCUGCCCCCACUUGCAAACUCUACUUCUGGUAUUAUUUCUCUCCCGUGAAAAACAUGGAAUACUUUUCAGUUUUCUACGAUUCUGGGCAUGUCAACACUCGAACGAUACUUUGGUACAUGAAAGCUGACAUGAACAGGCUGAAGGACUCGCAUCGCUGGAAGCAGGGAAUUGCGUAUGUGGGAAGGAUAGAACAUCGCUUCCGCGUGGGUUUCACUGGACAUAAACUCGCUCUUACCAGCAUCAUCGCCAUUGACGAUUUGAGCUUCGAAGAUUGUGACAUUCCGAGAACCGCUACCGCCUCUGAUAAGUGCAAAGACAAUGAGUUCAUGUGCAGGAACGGCAACUGUAUAUCAUCAGAACUGUUGUGCGACUUUGUUGAUGAUUGUGGUGACUAUUCAGAUGAAAACAGAAUCUAUGCCAAAUGUGAUGCAUAUCCAGGUCGAUGCAAUUUUGAAAGUGAGAGUUACUGCUCUUGGGACACUGGGAAAGAUACGAACUAUAGGUGGCAAGUAGUGAAACCGGAUUUUGAUGGUAAUUCAUACUAUAGCGUGCUGGCUCCCCGUGAUCAUACUCAAAAUUCUGCCAAUGGUCGGUUAAUGUACGCAACUAACUUUGACAGAUCGAGAGGAAACGUUUACCGACUUGCUUCGAAGGUUAUGGAAGCCAAAGAUGAGACUUGCAAGUUCCGAUUCUUCUACACAUACGGAGCAAAAUUUAAUAUGACAAAUUACGACGAGAUGACAGACAUUGGAACUCUCUCAGUGUACAUUAGAAGGGAUCAGAACAAUGUUUGGAAAUCGCCUUUCGCCGUUCGAGAACCACCAGGCCAAUACUACGAGAAGGGUGUCGUAUCUCUUGGAGGAAUAAAAGAACUUUUUGAGAUAAUCAUUGAAGCUAAAACAGGAUCCACCGACUAUGGUGGAUGGGCUGUUGAUGAUGUUUCAUUCACAUCAGGAUGCGUCGUAUCCAAUGAGAGCCUUCCGUUAGAAAUAGAUGAGCCAACGGAUCCACCCGUAGAGAAGUGCGAAGACAAUGAGUUCCUCUGCAUCGUAGACAGGAAUUGCAUCAGUCUUGAGCAAGUGUGCGAUUUUGUGCCAGAUUGCACUGAUUCAUCUGAUGAAGUUAAAUGUGGCACGUGCGAUUUCAACAACGAAAAUUAUACAAUGUGUGGAUGGACAGAUGUAUCAGGCGGAAGAUGGAAGAGAAGAAAAGGACCUUACGGAAAUAAUGGCCUCAUAUCGGAUGCUGACAAAGAUGGGGAUGGCUACUACAUUCAUGUGAAUAAAGACAGGGGUGGUUCUUUCGGCGCUGAUGCAGAACUUAGAUCCGUUGAUUUCCACGAAGCUUCUGCCUCAUGCAGAAUUCAGUUCUAUUAUUUCAUGUCUGGAAUUAAGAAUAAUGACGCUACUCUGUGGCUCUAUGUGCAUGACUACAAGACGGAUGACAGACAACUUUGGCACGAAAGUUCUGAUCAAGGAAGAAACUGGCAGAAUGCUACGGUCAGUAUUGGCAAGAUGCAGAAGAACUGGCGUCUUGAUUUCAUUGCUACCCAUGCUUUGAGCGAAGGCGAUAUUGCUCUUGAUGACAUACAGCUCAUAAAUUGCGCACCUCCCGAGAAAAGAAAGUGUGCUGACAAGAACGAAUUCCCUUGCUUAACUGGAGAAUGUAUCAAUAAGACACUUGUUUGUGACUUCAGCCAAGACUGCCCAGAUGGUUCGGAUGAAGAUGUCUGUGAUGACUGGUACGAGAGAUGUGAUUUCGAGAGCGGGAAUUUGUGCGGCUGGACUCAAGACAAAAAAAGACAGAUUCAAUGGACUGUCACUUGGGGCAAAAACCAAACAGAAGGCACCGGCCCUAGCAGAGAUCAUACAAAGAAUAAUGAAUUCGGUAAAUAUUUGAUUGCAAAGUAUUCGAGAUACUAUUGGAAUGAGCCCACAGCAGUGAUUAAGAGCACAGCUUUCUUUGCGGAUAUGUCCGGAAAUUGCAAGAUCAGAUUCUGGGCACAUUUGUACAAGUCUUAUACCAGCAAAAUCAUUGUCAAUACUGUCUUCGUCGACGACGACCACUUGAGAAAGUAUCAAGAAGUGUAUGGGUCUACCGGGGAUGAAUGGGAACGAGUUGAAGUCAUACUGAAGAGCAGGUUGGACUUCCACGUGGCUCUUGAAGCGCGGCCAGCCUUUGGUACUAAAGGGGAAGUUUCCAUAGAUGAUAUAUCUUUCACGCAGGAAUGUAUUCCGAUAUAUACAGUCAUCACGACACCUAUUCCAACGUUAUGGCCGAAAGGUUACUGCGAAAGUAAAGGUCAGUUCACAUGUGACGAUUACUCGUGCGUACCUUAUGAUGUCGUUUGUGAUUUCAAGACGGACUGUAAACAUGGAACUGAUGAAAAGAACUGUCCAGCUUUCUGUGACUUUGAGGUUGGCUCAAAGUGCGGAUGGAAAGUAAUGACUCAAGCUGGAGACGGAUUAGAAAUUAACGUUACGAUUGCUAGCGAAGCGUAUAAGAUAACCUCAAAUGCACCCAAGGUCGAUAAAACCACAAACACAGGUGAUGGAUCGUACCUCAUCAUUCAUGCCGUGUUAGAGAAGGAAACGGGUCCUGUUGACGAGUACCUAAGUCCAGCAUUUUCCAAUUCUGCAGCCUCUUGCAAACUUUCCUUGUGGUACGCUUCGUACACGUUUGUAUUGAAACCUUCGAUAACGUUCAAGACUUCAGACUUCUCGGUUGACAUGGUCAGCAUAGCCAACUCCCCGACAUGGACUCGAGAAGAAAUAGGCAUCGGGAGGCAGAAAGGAAACUUCUCAAUAAGCGUCAACAAGAAAGGUGGAAUGCGAAUGUUUGACUACGUAGCACUGGAUGACAUAGAAUUCAUCAACUGCGCUUUGCCAAAAAGAAAUCCGAACACUGAUUGUAGCGGCCGCUUCCUGUGCAAAAACUUGGCUUGCAUCGAUCUUUACCGCGUUUGUGAUGUGACCGACGACUGCGGUGAUUCCUCAGACGAAAACAAAUGUGCCGAAUUCGGUUACACCAGAGUGAACUUCGAAAACGGACUCGAGUUCUUCUACCAGAGCAGAGACGAAGAUAUACCCAAAUUGGCUUGGAAAAUAAUGAAUGGCACAUACGCCAGUCAUCAAUUCAGAAGAGUGGGACCACCCUUUGACCACACUCUAGCCUCUCCCGCAGGCAAAUACUUGGGGCUGACUGGAUAUCCGGAUGGAGCCAUGAAUGAGAAAGCCUGGCUCCUUUCGCAUGUGUUCCACAGCUUAUCUGUUGGCAAGUGCGAGAUGCGUUUUUACUAUUUCAUGUACGGCAAGUACGUCAACCAGUUGAACAUCUAUACACGGAACGAAGUCAACAGGACCCUGCAAAGGCUGUGGACGCAAACUGGAGAAGUGGGAAAUUUCUGGAUGAGAGGAAAAGUAUCAAUCGACGAUACGGCUCCAUUCCAAGUGAUCAUUGAAGGCAAAGCAGGUGUCCAAAGCGACGAUAUUAUUGCCAUUGAUGAUGUAUCAUUUUCAAACGGAUGCGAACGACUUGAAUGGGGUACCUUGCCCCCCAUCGUUACUACCGAGCCUGUACCUGGAUCCUCCAUGGAGCCCAGUGGCUGUAGCGACGACCAAUUUGCAUGUACAAGCGACAAGAGGUGCAUUCCAUUAUACCAGAAAUGCAACUUCAGAAAGGACUGUGAAGAUGGCAGCGACGAAAAGGACUGUGUGCAACCGAAAUGCGACUUUAGCAACGGAGAUCUCUGCGGCUGGGAUACGACCCACGUUUACAAGAAUUACACUCGCUUCAAGAGAGACGAGGAAUCCGCCUUCAGAUGGCUGGCCAUAAGAGCGAACGAAUCCCUCACCAUGAUCACUCGAGAGAACAGGCCCGACAGAGACCACACCAACAACUCCACCUCCGGCUGGUACCUGUUGGCAGACGGCGCUCCCGGUCGAUGGGGCGACAAGGCGGGGCUGGUGACCCCCGUUAUCUCAGAAACCCACUCCCGCUGCUCCCUCGACUUCUGGGUCUACUGCGGCAGGUUCUCCUGCUCACUCAAGGUGUAUGCCGUGAAGGCUGGAACCACCCCCAAACAACUUUGGGAUUCAUUCUCAAAUCUCUUUGGAAGGGACUUUUCUGAGCGGUGGACCCACGCAAAGGUCCUUGUGGACUCCCGCGAAAACAGCCGAGUGAUGUUCGAAACUGUCCGACCCAUCGACUUCAGGAGCGCUGUCUGCUUGGACGAUGUCUCAUUCGAAAAUUGCCCGCCUCCUGCCCGAAUAGACCCUGUAGAAGGCACUUGCAGUGGUCUCGAGUUCCAGUGUAGCAACGGAAAAUGCAUUGAAGAGAACCUGAGGUGCGACUACAAGAACGAUUGUGGCGACGGCAGCGACGAACGUGACUUCGUCUGCGACGUGUACAGAGGAAGGUGCAACUUCGAAGGGGUCCCCUGCACAGACUGGAUCUUAGAAGCCGAUGGUAAUCUUGCCUGGCAGAUUCAGAGCGCCAGGAACUCUUUCUUCAGCAACGUGCCGACCAAAGACCACACCACUGACAGCAGCGACGGUAAAUACCUCACCAUUAUUCCUAUCUCAUACGAUAAAAACGCAAAACCAGCUGUUCGUUCCAAAACUUUGGAUGCCCUGUCAACGGAUUGCAAAGUGCGUUUCUGGUACAAUCCUGUUUUUGCCCAACACUCUGUCAACGUGUACAAGCGUGUCAGCUACAACAAGGGAGGAAUGGACUUUUUGCAAGGAUUCAGCAGCGACGUCUUCAACUACUGGCACCGAGCCGAGAUAGAAGUCCUGAGCGGUGGAAAAGACUUCCAGAUUGUACUGGAGGCGCAGCUUGCAUCUAGCUAUGGCAGCAUCAGCAUCGACGACAUAUCUCUCACUUCGGGCUGCCAUUACACUGAAGGUCGUGAUUUACCAGGCAUUCCAACUGUCCCACCACCAGUGGAUGACUGUUGGCCAGAUAGGAUUUCCUGCAAGAACAAAAACUGUUACGUUCCGCUACAAAGGUGCAACUUCAUUGAUGACUGUGGGGACAAUUCAGACGAAGAGGGCUGUGGUACGACAUGUGACUUUGAAAGUGGAAUGUGCGGCUGGUACAACCCUGUCGGCUUCCGUGGAAACUGGACAAUCGGUUCUGGAACAAAACCCUUUACUUCAUUAUCAGUAGAUCACACUAAGAACACCGAAGAAGGUCAUUAUUUGUCACCGGAAGACUUGUAUGAAAACGGCGACAUUGCUCAAAUCCACACUGAGCCUUACGUGCUAUCUGCAACUACCUGCAAGUUCUCUCUCUGGUACUGGAUGGAUGGAUUCAAUGCCAAGUCACUUCACAUUAUCCUGGUCCACAGCAAGGGCGCAAGCAAGUACGAAGAGAAAUGGAAUCAGACGAAGACCCAAGGAAAGGGUUGGAACAAGGUGUCUGUGGACAUCGGCGUGCAGGAGAACUUCGCCAUCGUUGUGCAAGCCGUGGUCCGAGGGAGUUACAUGUACAGCAUAGCCGUCGACGAUAUCCUGUUCGAGGCCUGCGCCCCGAUCAACCCUCCCAUUGAAUGUGCACAAGACGAGUUCAUGUGCAAAAACAAGGAGAAAUGCAUCAAGGGCUGGGCCAAAUGCGACGGGAAAUUUGACUGCAAAGACCAGUCCGACGAGCUUUACUGCCCACAACUGCACGGCGACUGCCUCUUCGACGAUAAGGAUUGGAUGACUUCUUGCUCAUGGUCAUCCAAGAAGUUGGACUUUGAUUGGUAUACAGCCAGUAAACCUCGCAACGAGAUCACCGGACCAGACAGGAAUCAAGACCCUACAAGUCCAGGCUCCUUCCUACUCAUGGACUCAUCCCUAGCUGCAGAAGGGGAAAGAGCUGGUGUCAUGACACCUGUUUUCAAUGCCAGCACAGGGAAAUGCCAUCUGCGUUUCUGGUAUUUCAUGAAAGGAUCCCCCAGCAUCGGCCCGUUGGAGGUGCGCAGCGAAGGAGAGCAGGGGUACACUUACUUGGUAUUCAACACGGCAGGCGCUAAGGUACCCAAGUGGCAGUAUGUGCACAAAGUGGUCGGCAAUAUGCAACCCUACAGGAUCAGUUUCAUCGCCACCAGAGGCGCAGACAAUUUCACUGACAUCGCCAUUGACGAAGUGCGAUUCACCGACGGAUGCGAAGAAGGAGGUGAUCUGAUCAUUAAAAACAAGACCGACAUAUGCUACAGAGGAUAUUUCCAAUGUAAAUCAGGGAGAGUGCCCUGCGUACCCACUAAAUGGAAGUGCGACUGCGCACCGGACUGCGAAGACGGAAGUGACGAACUCAACUGCGGUAUUGAAUGCCUUUCAACUCUAGCGCCAAAGACUCUGCCCCCCACACAGCCCCCGGUGACGGACGUGACGCGCAUCAGCCAAGACGACUGCAAAGACGACGAAAGAGCGUGCAAGAGCGACGGGAAGUGCAUCAAGGCUUUGCUGGUCUGUGACGGAGUCUUUGAUUGCCUCGACCAUUCUGACGAAUCGGGAUGCGAUUUAGCCAACCUAUGCGAAGCAGGAUUUUACUUCUGUUCUGACCAGAAGACUCGCCCUUGUCUGUCCAGAGAAUACAUUUGCAAUGGUGUCAAGGAUUGCUCUGAUGGAUCCGACGAAAGUCUUUGCGGUACGUGUAUUGACAAUUACUGUCGAAACAACGGCAACUGUUCUUUGCAAGGCAGAGUACCUGUUUGCACGUGUCCUCCUGAUUACGUACAUAACCGAUGCGCGAAGAAAAUUGAAGAAACAGAAAAGGAAAAGCUUGACAAUGUCAGAGGUGCCGGUGUGGGCUGGAUCAUUGGCGUUGUUAUUGGAACCAUUCUCCUCAUUGCCAUCAUGUUCAUCAUCUGGUACAAAAGGAACACCAACGCAGAAAGAUCUCGAUUGGCACAUGCAGUAGAUAAUCCUGUGUACGGACUGAACCUGGAUACACUGACAUUUGGGGAAUUGAAUUCUCACAUGCCCGUCAGAACCGAAGAUGGAGCUGGAGCCACAGCCAUCGAAAAUCCCCUCUACGCAUUCCAAUCUGAGAUUAAGUGAAAAGACAAUGCCUCUACUCAUAUGUGAUCUUCACUUUUCUUCGACUCAUCAAUCAUUAAACAAUUGUACAUUAAGCAUUGAAAAAGAACUGUGUGUACAUAGUAGGGACAACCAGAGAAGACGUUCCGUUGUUUUUCAUGUAAAAAAUUAAUCUCUGUUACGGUUUUGUUUUUUAGCAUCAUACUGUAAAAAUUUCCGAAAAAUAAACGCUUUCUAUUUU